Molecule: messenger RNA, 1575 nt
Organism: Symbiodinium necroappetens
Lineage: Eukaryota; Dinophyceae; Suessiales; Symbiodiniaceae
Source: the annotation of a GenBank genome assembly
AUGAACAUCGCCAAAUUUCUCGAACACUGGCAGCUGAGCGAGAACCCGUUCCGCGCGGAAGAGGCGCGCCACGACGGCGUGCUGAGCCGCCUCGGCGUCGGCGCCAGCGCGCACCCGGACUUCGAGAAGAUCCUGGGCGAGGUGAGCCGCCCGAGCACCUCCAUCGUCUUCGGCGAGAAGGGCUCGGGGAAGACCGCGAUCCGCCUGCACAUCGCCGAGCGCGUCGCCGAGCACAACGAGGCGAACCCCGGCGCGCGCGUCCUGUUCGUGCCCUACGACGACCUCAACCCGAUGCUCGACGGCCUCCACGAGCACCUCGCGAGCCGGGGCAAGGCGAAGAAAUCCGACCGCGCGACCACCGCGCCGGACCGCGACGCGCUCAAGUCGCUCGAGAAGAUCGAGCUCGUCGACCACAUGGACGCCAUCCUCGCCAUCGCCACCGAUCAGCUCGUCACCGGCCUGCUCACGAAGCCGGCGGGCGGCGACAAAGCGUCGCCGCAGGCCGUCGGGCCGGACGCGGCGCAGCGCCUCCGCAACGCCGAGCGCUCCGUCCGCGACGACGCGCUGCUCCUGCACGCGGUCUACGGGCGCGUCGAGUCCGCGCCGGGUCGCUUCAUCGACCUCCGCCGCAAGAUCGGCGGCUCGCGCAACUGGGCGGGCGCGAAGUGGUCGCUCUUCGCGUACCUCGGCUGGAUCCUUCCCGCGGGCGUGAUCGCGCUCUGGGCGUCCCUCAAGGAGGGCCUGCUCACACGGGACGCCUGGUUGAUCCUCUUCGCUAUCGCCUUCGCGAUCUGGGGCGCCUUCCUGUUCAAACGAUUCGUCGUCGACCCGUUCUUCAUGAAACGCCUCGGCGGACAGAUCGGCGCCCACGUGCGGGUCAACCCACGGCCCGCCGAGUCGUACGCCGCGUGCCUGAGCAUGCUCCCGCCCGCGGCACGCGAGCGGAUCGCCCUGCCCAUCAACCGGAGCGACGAGCCGCGGUACCUCAUGCUCGAGAAGCUGGUCCGCGUCCUCCGCGCGUCGGGGAUCUCCGGCGUGCUCGUCGUGAUGGACCGCAUCGACGAGCCCACGCUCGUCAACGGCGACGCGAACCGCAUGCGCGCCGUCAUCUGGCCCAUGCUCAACAACAAAUUCCUCCAGCAGAGCUCCAUCGGCUUCAAGCUGCUGCUCCCGCUCGAGCUGCGCUACGAGCUGCUCCGCGAGACCUCCGCCUUCUUCCAGGAAGCGCGUCUGGAUAAGCAGAGCCUCGUCGAGCGCCUCGCCUGGACGGGCACGAUGCUCUACGACCUCUGCACCGAACGGCUCAACGCCUGCCGACAGGCCGGCACGAGCCCCAUGAGCCUCCUCGACCUCUUCGACGAGUCCGUCACGAGGCAGGACCUCAUCGACGCCCUCGACCAGAUGCAGCAGCCCCGCGACGCCUUCAAGCUCGUCUACCACUGCAUCCAGGAGCACUGCUCGGCCGUGCCGGAGGACGCCUCGAUGUGGAAGAUCCCGAGGCACGUCCUGGACACGACGCGGAAGCAGCAGGCCGAAAGGGUCCAGGCGUUUUAUCGGGGACUCCGCCCUGCCUGA